ACGCUUCAGUCAUAUUCAGCGCGAGAGUGAGAUCGGUGUGGUGACGGAGCGUAACGCGUUCUCUCAGUGAACGCUUCUGACAGUUGAUGCUGGCUCGUUGGGAUAGCAAGAUAAAAGCGAAUCUGUGAAGAGCACUUCCAAACAGAAAAGAAAAUAACAAGAAAAUAAAAUUGGAAACUAAACAAAUGUUACAAUGGACACGCAACAACAACAGCAACAGAGCCAAACGAGCAACAACAACAUCAACUGGGACAGUGACAAUUGCCAGAAAAUUAAAAGAUUCGUGAUCAUCGGACUGCUGAUCACCAUUGGCAUACUGAGCUGGCAUUUCUAUGAGUAUUUCCACAGCAAACCACUGCCCACGGCACCAGAUGAUGUGCUGGUCUUGUCGCAGACGCUAUUUAAAGAAGAAGCUGCGGAAAAUCCAUAUCUCUACAAAGUGAAUCUGCAGGGCAAAACGAAGUCCGGCGCACAUGACGAUCGAGCGCCAGGACCACUGUUUGAGCUGCACAACGAUCUGCUGGCCAGAGAUAGCAAUUCGACGACGGCUCUGCUGCAGCGGCUCUUCAACAACUAUGAGCUGGACGUCGCCGUGCCGGAUGUAAUCACGGCGGAGCAUGAGCAAGAGCAGCUGGACUUUCUGCGUGCCGUAAUGAACACACGCGUCAUGAAACUCUCAAUGCGUUUCUUAGCCAAAAAAGGCCUCGUCGGCAGUGACUACGAAGAACAGCUUAAGCUCCUCCAUGAGCUCUGGUUCACCCCGUAUUCCCGGGGUAAAGGCAUUUUGGGCAGCUCCAGCUUCGAGCACGUCUUCAUGGCGGAGCUUCGGGAUCAGAAUGUGCUAGGCAUGCACAAUUGGCUGUACUUUGCCGAGCAGGAGCAGCAGGGUCACGUGGACUACAAGGGCUGGUUGGAUCGCGAGGAGACGGGACGACCCAAUCAAUUCGCAUUGGCCGUGCGCAUGAGCUUCUUUGGCAUCAAUAAGUCGUACAUAAGCUUCUUGGUCGGCACUUCGCCAGAGCUGGAGCUGAGUCUAUAUACAGUGUGCUUCCUAGCAACGCCCAAGAAUGAGCCUUGCGAAAUCCAGCUGGACAAGGCCAAGCUCUCAAUCGUAUCACAUGUCUGGGAUUGGAAGGGCAAGAAACUGAUAGCGUCUGCCUAUGUGCAAUUUGACUAAAGGCCACAAUAUGAAUCUCAAGCAACAGGAACUAUAUAUUAUAUUCAUUUAUAUAUAUAUCAAAGUUUAGCAGAAUUUUAGAAUCGUUAGCUGAAUGUAAUUAUGUUAAAUAGGCUUUUAGAUAUUCCGACAGCUAAAUUUCUAUUUGAAAAAAGUUCUUUCCUUAUAAUGGAAGAACUCAUUUUGAUUAGGAAAAGUAAUUUCAAAAUCUGUGUACAGAAAAUAAAUUAUUAUCAAAUUUUCAACAUUUCCUUAGUAACGUUUCCCAUUCAGCAUUCAGAAAAAGUACUUCAGACCGGAUAUAAAUUUGGCAGUUAAAAUUAUUUUUGUAAGACAAAUCAUGCCCAUAGUUCAAGUAAAAUCCUUUGAGUUUUGAACUUCAGUGUGUGAGGCCAAAGUAUUUUUAGAGUAUUUCAACAUGGGUUCUUUUUUUAAUGGAUGAUUCUGUUUAUCUGUUUAGAGUAUUAAAUUUUCAACAACAUUUCUUAAGCAAAAUUUUCUAUUCAGUAUUCCGCCCAAGUAUUUGAAACAGAAUACUAAACUAUUUCCCAUGUUCAAGUAGUAGUUCAAGUGAAAUCCUGUCAGUUUGUGAACUUUAAGUACUUCUUGGGCUGUUAUGAGCUCGGAAUUAGCGAGUUGCUGAUGCCUUAAGUGCGUGCCAACGCCAAUUUCCUGGGCCUGUCACUCAGUCGCACAGGCUGGCAUUUGAGUUCUUUUGACAGGUUUGCAUGAUAUUAGCGCCCUCGCAAUUCUAUCAUUCAGUUGUUUAUUAUUAAUUUCAACAUUUUCUUGACUUGCAUGGAGAACGAAUGACCUCCAAUACAAAAUUGACACUUGACAUUGAGGGCAGCUAUAGGACCUAUCACAAUCAAACAAAAGCCAUUAGCAAUUUAGUUCAUAAUUAUUUGUUAAGAAUUAUUGAGAACCCGCAAAUAUAGCGAUAUAUUAAUUUGAGCCUAAAUCAUUUGUAUUGUAUAUUAUAAAUUUGAUAUGUCUUUUCGUAUGUCCAAUUUCUGUUUGUCAAAAUGUUUUGAUACGUAUUUAACUAAACCGAAUCUCAGGAUUGUUGCUUAAAAUUAAAUAAAACUCACUGUCGUCAAGUUGAUGGAAUUAAA
Drosophila mojavensis is the source of this 2292-nucleotide messenger RNA. Its product is annotated as poly(U)-specific endoribonuclease homolog. The transcript is spliced from 5 exons. The record is from RefSeq and is a predicted model, not a curated record. NCBI's taxonomy places the organism in Eukaryota, Metazoa, Arthropoda, Insecta, Diptera, Drosophilidae. The coding region runs from base 194 to 1177 and encodes 327 amino acids. Gene Ontology annotation, molecular function: RNA endonuclease activity.